AUGCUGCCAGCUGACGGGGCAGAGGUUGCGCAGCAGCAAUACCGACAACUGUACCCGCAACUGCAGGGGACUCAGCAGCAACAGACUCAGGAGAAUCCUCAGGUGCGCGCGGAAGAACCGCGUGCAGCAGUUGCUCCAAAAGAAUGUUCAGAAGCUACCUCAAAUGUCAGAUCAACAGCAACUGAGGACAGUUGGCAUGAACCCCGUGGACCGCCCGACAACCUGUUAAGCACCUUCGACGCCUUUGCAUUCGAUGCGCCGAAAACUCCACAGAGAACUCCCAAGAAAAAUGUGGUGGCGGGGAACAGGGGAGGCGUGGUGGCUCGCAGCACGUGCAGCAACACCACUCCCGUCUCCAAGGGAAGUUCCUCCAGUCGCAAGAGCAACAAAAAUAAUAAUAGCCGCUCCUGUGACUGCAGUGGUACCAAAACAAACAUAGUAGGCGGAGUCAGCAGCAGCAGCUGCUACCGCUGCACCCACACGUAUGAACUGCAGGCCGAAUCUGAACUGAGUCCUGGAGUGAGGCUUUCCCUGGAGUGGCUGGCUGAGGCAGAGAGACGACGAAGUCUCAGCAGCUCUGAGGUUGCUGCUUCGUUUCGCUGUCCUCUUUGUCACCAGUUUGGGAUGGAGUUCCGCUCGGGCCGUUACGGCAUGUUUUUGGGGUGCUCUCGGUACCCUACCUGUCGUGGAAAAGUGAGCGGCUCGAAGGUGGAGAAAUGGCGUUGCUGCACCGGUAACAGCAACAGGAGCAAUGGAGUGCGCAUAUUCUGCGAGUUUGAGACCCCACACGCCUUUCGCUUGCAUGCAGCCGGCUGUACAGAGACCGGGGAUAUGCUGACAACUGCUCUCCCUCGAAUCAUAGACACUGCUGCCAAGGCUUAUGCUAGACACCAUCGACAGGACCAACAACAGCAAAAACAAGACAGUUGGAGCAUCCCUGAAUUUUUGCGGCCGCUUUCGUGGCUGCCGCGUAGUGACCGCAUAAAGUCAGACGAAUCUCUUCGGUUGCAGUUCAGUAGCGCAGCUGCUCUUCAUGCUUCUGCAGCUGAAGGGUGCUGUGAGCAUGAUUGGGAGUCAGAUGGAACUUCUGCAACUGUUCCUGUUGCUCCUGCCGGCAGCACUUCAAAAUUAGGUGCUUUAUCGAAGCGUCAAAGUUUUCGUUUUAAGGACUGGACUGAAGGAGCUGUUGAAUCCCCCAAGGACGGCCUGAAGUACACUGAUGGUUGUGUUUUCCGCUUAUCUGCUUAUCCUUAUAUCUUGCAAGCGGCAGCUGCUGUCUGUGGCUGGGCAACGUUGACGCCCAUCCCCUCGCUUACCCUUCGCUUCUUUAAAGAGGCUUGGGGGUCGGGCAAGUUUCUUGUGACGUCAAAGGAAAUUGCCCUGAGAGUUGCGUGGUGGUUGCUGCCAUCUCGGCUGCGGCAGCACUUGCUGCCUUUUCAGUGGGAGGGAGUGGCUUAUGGACUGCAGCGGGGAGGUCGAGCGUUGAUAGGGGAUGAGAUGGGACUUGGAAAGACAGUGCAGGCGAUUUCGUGCAUUGCUGUUUACAAACAAUUUCCAUGUCUUAUAGUGGUCCCCGCAUCUAUGCGUUUGGCGUGGGCAGACGCAUUGGAGGAGUGGCUGCCGGAGUACAGCGGUCCUCCUCAAUUACGAGUUUUGUUUGCCAGCGGCGAUCGGCCGUCUCCCGACGAAAAGCAUUUGAUUUGCCUGUCCUCUUUUGAGAUGGCUGCCAGACUGUACGACACUCUCAAGGCCACGCAAUACAAGUUUGUAGUUGUAGAUGAGGCACACAAACUGAGGGGGCCUGCCAUUCCAAGACCAGCUCCAUACACGUCCUCAGAAGUCGUAGCAGCUACUGCGGCGUCGGCAGUUGCUGGAACAACUGGAACACCGCACGAUGCAACAACAAAAACAGCAGGAGAACAGCUAGUAGAGAGUGAAGCUGAUCCUGCUGGUGCAGCAACCAGCAAAUCUAUGUAUUUUUCAACACCUGAACAGCCACGGGAGCAAAAGCAUCGGCAGCAGAAGGAGCAACAGAGUUCUGGAUGCGCUGGUAAUUCCAGAGGGAGAGUUCUCAGAGGUCGGAAAAUUUGCAGGCCCCAAGGCAGUGGUCACGAAGUUAAUAAAAAGGUGCUUGACCUCGUGAGAAGCAGCAGGCAUGCUUUGCUUCUGUCAGGCACUCCAUCUGUAAAAAUCCCCGCGGAUUUGUUUCCUCUAGUCGAUGCUUUGUUGCCUCCUUUGGAGCAGCAGGACGCUGCAGACAGGAGGCAACAGCAGCUGCAGCAGUGGAGCGAGCUUGUUGUAUCCGCUGGUAAGGCUGCGGCUGCUGCUGCGGGUGCCGUUGCUGCCUGCUCCCGUGUCUCAGCUACAGAGGCAAAGAACCUGUUGGUUGAGGAUAUUGGAGUUGAGAACACCAAAGCAACAACGGGGCCGGCCUCUUGUGCGCUCGUUCGGUCGCCGUGGUUUGAGGCUACGGAGGCAUGGAGGACAGCCUCAGCAGCAGCAGCAAGAACACGAUCAUUUGCAGCGGCAGGGGCACUUCCUGAGGCUUAUGGGCAGCCCUUAUGUUCAAGUGCCGGAGAUACCUUAGGGAUAUGCGACAAGAGUUCGCUCGUCUCCUUCGCUGAGCGUGCACAGGAGAGGCGGCGAGUGGGAAAUAUACUCAGAGAGGAGCGCCUACAGUUUGCUGAAGAGUACUGCUGCUCGUCACGGGCUUUUGGAUCCUGGAGGAGAUUCGGGGCCUCUCUUAGGAGCUGGGAGCUACAUCUUCUACUUACGCGAGCCGUUCUCGUACGCAGAAGAAAGACGCUUAGAGAUAUAUCGAGAAUGCCCCCGAAAGUAACCUCCCAGAGACCAUCACAAAUGGCUCCUCAGGCAGCGUUACCUCGGAUGUCAUCCCAAGCGUCCUCAGAGACCUCAUUACAAGGGCUUCCUGGAAACACAUUGAACACUCAGUUAGGCGCGCAGGAUAUGCCAGGAGAAAUGAAAGCAGGUACAUCGCCUCCACCCUCGGCCUCAGCCGGGAUUUUCUUUCAGAGGGUGUCUUCUUCAAACACGGAGACGGAGCCUGCAGCUGCUAGGGGUGGCGAGGAGCAAAUAACUUCUUCUUUGGAACGUACUGAUUUGCUGCUGUCUGUGCAAGAAGCAGAAAACACCGUGGAAGGCAUUCCAUGGGUGUCAAAGGCCCCGGAAGACUGUGACGCUUUAGUUCUACCACCCUGCACACGAAUUGUGCACCUUCUUCAGCUGCACUGCAACAACAAGCUGGUCACCGCCAUGGCAGAGGGACUUUUGUUGCGCAAGCCUGCUUAUAAGUCACUGAUACGGACAGAAGAGAGAAAGACAGGGGUGACUUCUAGGUCGAGCAGUGGCGACAGCGACUACGGCUUUGGCACCGCGGACUUCCACACCUCUAGCGGCGUCGCAGGCGUCGCCACGCAGCUUCUUCAGCAACCCCCCGCAACACCAGCAGAGCGUGCGGGCCUAUGCAAGGUCUUGCCUGCUGCCGAAUGGUUGCUUGAAAAAUUCUUUAAAGACGCCUCUGUCUCCUGGCUUGAUGACGCAGAAGAGGCCCCGACGAAGGUCGUCGUGUUCGCACACCAUCGGCGCGUGCUGGACGCACUGGCGGCUCGGCUGCGGGAGCUGCGGAUGGGUUGUCUGAACACAUCAGAGCAAGGGCUCUCGGGUGUUCGAAAGCGGCAGGCUUUCGUGCGCAUCGACGGGUCAGUGCCAGAGGAGGAGAGACACAGGCGGCGUCGACUUUUCCUAAGUGACCCAGCGUGCAAUUUGGCAAUCAUUUCCAUCUCGGCUUCUUCCCAUGGGUUGGACUUUUCAGGUGCCUCUGUCUGCGUUUUCCUCGAGCUGUUACCCCAGCAGCACGAGUUGUUGCAAGCGGAGUCGCGUCUGCACCGGCGCGGGCAGCGCCGGUUGGUGACGACAUACUUUCUGCUGAGCCGUUGUGGCCCGUCCGCGGCAGUAGCUUGCGGCGUUUCUACUUCUGCCCGUGCGUCUGCAUUGUCCAGGAGCUCCGUAUCUGGCAUCUCUAACAGUGAGACAGAGCUUGAAUGCGGUGAAGCGAACAUGGAGAGUUCUGCCGAAGAGCAGGAUGACCUGCAGAGUCCACCAACAACUCCCUUUAGUAGUUACAGGAACAGCCGGCAAACAUUGCAGAAAACCCAUAUCCCCUGCAAGAGCUUUCGCACAGAAUUAAAGAAAUGCGUGAUGCAGCUCCUGCGAGAGGCAGAAGUCACAGAGGAGGCAGCAUGGCACAGAAUUCGGCAGCAAUCAGCCCUGGUACAGCGAACAAUUGACGGUCCCCUUGCAAAGCUGUCUCAGUUCGAAGAAACUCAGCAGCCGCAGCAAGAAGAAGGGCAGCAUCAUCAGUACAGGCGACAAAUGCUCCCACGCUUGGAACAUGUAGGUCACUCGCUCACAGUUGAUGGAGAUAAACAACAACAGGAGCAACGCCAAAACCCAAGCCAUCAUGAGGUGCAGGAGCAAGAGGGGCUAAUGACCACUGGCCUAAACUUUUCCACUGAUAGCAUACUGCAGAAAGCUUCAGUGGAUUCAGUUACGGCAGAUCCACCCAAUAUUUCAUUGUCUUCGUUGCGCCAGCCUCUCCAGAGGCCCCAGGGUCUGUUGGAGAGUCUGUCGGGACCGUCUGGUCCUUCAGACGCUGCCAAACGCAUUCGGUUUCGUGUAUCAAAGUAUACGCAGCGCUUGCAUGCAUUUUCAGAUGCCACUUCUUCACCACUUGGCGUAUCGUUUUCACGCGCAGAGUUGGGGAAUUCGAGGACAAUCCAUUGCCCGACGGAGCAGAAACUGGACCAGCACCAGCUGCUGCCUCAGCAGCAGGGCAGACUAGGGGACUGCGCAAAUGACUACGGGAUGAGAUGCACGAGAGAAGCCGCGCGGCAAUACAUGGAACUCUUCCGCCUGCUUUCAUCUUUUGAGCAGCGAAAAGUAAGGGAAAUGCCAUUGACGGUGCGCGACCUUCACGUUUACUUGGAAAGUCGCCACCGAAUACAGCAGCAAGGCGUCGGAAUCGCGGAUUCUGAAGUAGGCUUCGACAAAGGUGACGUUGGAAGGAGGGGCAACGAAUCGUCACAGCAGAAGGAAGGUUUUCCCGUCACUGCAACACUGUUGCCGCGUCACACAACUGAUCCCCUGUUGCUGCUGCAGUCAGCAGCUCAGCAGCAAGAGCAGCAACAGGUGCGAGAUCCUGCUUCAAUACAAGGAAGCGGAGAUGGGAACUUCAGUGAACGUAACGUAGAAACGUCACCACGCGGCAGAAGCUCUGGGGUCAGCUGCAACGCGAGGCGAGGUAGCGCAGAGAGCAGUGGUAUGGCAUCGGAGAUAGAUGAUGACCCAGAGCGUGCAAUUGUCUCUUCACGGUAUUUUUUUAGUCAAAUGGGAAAGCCUGUUCCAAAACAAAUUUUUAGGAGGGACGGGAGCGACCCGAGUGGCAGCACGCGGUUGCCAGGCGGAACAGCUUCGUCUGGAGUUAAUGCAGGCACUUGUUCUCGUGUGGUGCUAGUUCCUGUGAUCCUCAGCACCAAUAAAACAGCUGGGAUUGCUUCUCAGUCUGGUGGAGUUUACAGACACCUGCAGCCAUUCUCGGUGGAACUGAAAAAGGUCCUGUGUGUCUCCUGCAUGAAGCCGAUUUCAGCUGUCAGCACAACACGCACCUUCCUCCAAGUCAGAGAACUCGAGAACUUCAGCAGUAGCAGUGGAAAGAGUGUAUCUUUGUCGCAGCCCCAACCGAGUGGGGCACAUGCCGGGAUCGCUGAGUCAGAGAGCAUCUCCGCAAAUGAGGGAAACAACAGAGAGCGGCUGCUGAGCUCCCAGUUUACCUGUUCACAACAUGCGCCCUCACAGACAGCAAGAAGUUACACAAAGAUUUCCAGGAUGCAGACGGGAGUUGAGAUUGUGACAGCGCCGCAGAAUUUCGCAAACGACGGCAGGCAUCACUGGCUGAUUCGAUGCAGUGAACAGGACCUCACCUGCUGUGGCCGCUGCGCAGAUGCAUACAGCGCAAGAAGGCGUAGGCGGGCGUUGAGGCGCCAGGUCGAGCGACAUGACGGUGGAGUUUGCAGUCAGUGCGGUUUGGACUGCGGAGAGUUGCUCAUAGCUCUUAGAAUGUUGCAUGCAGCAGGGGAGCCUCAGUGGCGGCUUGAGGAGGAAAUUGUACGCCUAGCGCCCAGUUUUCGUCCGUGGCCAACGUUGAUCCGACGACUAGCAUCCGUCCUCACUGCGAGCUGUGCCUGGGAAGCCGAUCACAGGCAGCCUGUUGUGGAGGGCGGCGGCCUGGCGACAGUUGAUGCUGUGCAGACACUCUGCAAAGCGUGUCACUUGGAGAAGACACUUGAGGAAAGAAGACGCCGACGGAAGCGCCGCAUGGUCCACACGACAGACACUUAA
Molecule: messenger RNA, 6417 nt
Organism: Eimeria necatrix
Lineage: Eukaryota; Apicomplexa; Conoidasida; Eucoccidiorida; Eimeriidae
Product: WGS project CAEQ00000000 data, annotated contig 31, related
Biological process (GO): replication fork processing; DNA repair
Cellular component (GO): nuclear replication fork
Molecular function (GO): ATP-dependent chromatin remodeler activity; ATP binding
Source: RefSeq, a predicted model, not a curated record